ACCGCGGCGGCCGCCUCCGCCUUCCGCGGCGCCAUCCUCUUCGCCCGCUCGCUCGCCGAGCACAGCGUCGCGCACCGAGAAAAGCUCAACGCUCUAAAGGACCAGCUCAGGGAACUGGAGGCAGGUCUGGCAGAAGCUCUGUCCACCCAACUGAAGAAAGAAUCUGAAUGUAAGCUCACCAGCGAGUCGAUCUCGAACGCCACUGCAACGAACGAGGAGCUCAGAGGCCUGCUCUUGGAUCAGAGGGCUAGGAGAGAUGAGUUUGCAAACGUCAUAUCACAUCAGCUCCAAGCUAUCGAAGCUCUUGAAGCUAAUGUUGAUGUGAUGGGGAAAAAGAACCUGGACGAAGCUAUUAUGUGGUACAAUAAAUUUCUUGGUUUUCGAGUUGUUGCAGGGGAAGGGGUUAAAUUUGUCUUCAGCAAAGUUGACAUGCAAAGUCCUGACGAUGAGUGGCAGGUCUGGCAGAAGCUCUGUCCACCCAGCUGAAGAAAGAAUCAGAAUGUAAGCUCACCAGCGAGUCGAUCUCGAACGCCACUGCAACGAACGAGCAGCUCAGGGGCCUGCUCUUGGAUCAGAGGGCUAGGAGAGAUGAGUUUGCGAACGUCAUAUCACAUCAGCU
Molecule: messenger RNA, 619 nt
Organism: Triticum urartu
Lineage: Eukaryota; Viridiplantae; Streptophyta; Magnoliopsida; Poales; Poaceae
Source: RefSeq, a predicted model, not a curated record